This is a messenger RNA of Asterias rubens (European starfish), 6055 nucleotides long. Its product is annotated as supporter of activation of yellow protein-like. The coding region runs from base 102 to 3881 and encodes 1259 amino acids. The record is from RefSeq and is a predicted model, not a curated record. Lineage: Eukaryota; Metazoa; Echinodermata; Asteroidea; Forcipulatida; Asteriidae. The transcript has 14 exons. Gene Ontology annotation, cellular component: npBAF complex.
UACACAGUACGCGUGCUUUGUUGUGCGAUGGUGGUGGUGUGAUUCUGAACUGAUCAAAGAAAUUGUUAAUUUCGGUAUUAUUGUCGAUCGAGAUUGUCAAAAUGGCUGACAGCAGUCACGAUAGCGGCAUGGACGAAGCAUUGUCAGAAGGUCAAGUUGAGCAACAAGGAAUGCUACAAUCUGUCCCUGUCACCACCAGAAGUCCUGUUGAUGUCCCUUCUGCCACAGACGUUAACAAGGAAGCAAAGCCAGCUGAAGCUCAGAAAGAAGAACCGUCACAGUCCCUUCAGUCUUGCCUCUCAAAUGAAAUGGAGGAAAACGAAUCUGUACCUACUUCUUGUUCAACAACCCAACAAGAAAAUCCACCUGUUGUUCCCUGUCACCAAGAAGUGUCAACUACUUCUACUUCCAUAGCAUCGAGAGUAGACAGCACUCAUGAUACAGUUGAAAUCUCGCCUCGCAUAAGAGAAAGCCAACCAGAUGCUGAGAGUACCAAAGAAAUCCCAAGUUCUGAUAAAGAGCAAGCCGAAGAAGUUGACUCGUCAUCAACUAGGAGAGAGUCGGAGGCACAAGACAAAACACCGUUCACUCAAAGACCAGUAGAUCCAGAAGAACCAAUGGAAAUCUCCCAUGAGGUCAACCCAGCAGAUGCAAGGCCGGCUCUGGAGACUUCUCAAGAAACUUUAGAAACAAUGGAUACCUCUGAACCAUCUUGUCAGAAAGUAGGCGAAGAUGAAAAUGAAUACGCUGGUGGGUCAACAAAGUUUCCAGUAGAAACAAAACAUAGUAAGAUCAAUCAAAGUGAGGAACUUGAAAGUGAAAAGAGUAUUGCACAAGUGCCUGUGGAUGAGGGUUCAAAACAACAGACCCAACGCAAACCAACUGAUACCCAAGUUUGUUUAGCAGACAGUCAGUCUAAAGGAGAUGGUCUAGCCGUAGCAGAGAAGGCAUCAGCUGAUGUUGAGUCAACCAGUGAUGCAACUAAUCAGCGCCCAAGUAUCUCAUCUGGGAAUGACUGUGUCUUAUUACCGGAAACGGAAAUUGGAAAAGACGAUCUCAGUAUCAAAUCACCACCAGAUGGCAGUCAGAGAGAUGGUAUUUCUGUAGUGUCAAGGGUAGAGGGUGCUGAUAAUGAGGUUCAAAAUGCUGUCACAUCAGAGAAUGAUCCUUUCAAUCAAACUGUUCAAGACGGCAGUGCAGCUGUGAGACCUUUGAAUGAGGAUACCCUGAUGGAUAACCCAUCGAGCAAAGAUGCUGCUCCAACUUCCAGCAACAGUGCUGCAUCAUUCCUUCAGGAUACAGGGAACAAGCCUCCUCAAGUCACUACACCGAAUAAGGAAACUGCAAUGCUUGUAGAUGGCCCCAGUGUUGCGACGGUAAAAGAAGACACCUGCAUAGAAGAUCCUACAAUGGAUGAAGAUGCUGGGGAAGAGGAUGAUCGUCUUGGGUCAGAGAACAAAGAUGCUGUCAGAGUGGACGGUCCAUCUGUUGCCUUGAUCCAUGAAGAUGCUGACAUGUGUGGUUCCGGUGUCACACCUCGAGAUGAACUUGCUGUUAUGGCUGAUCAAACCAUUGGAUCUCUAAAUGAGGACACUAAGAACACUGGUACUACUGCCACACCAGUGGAUGAAGAUGAAGCAAUUGUAGGUGAUCAGAUGAGUGGCGCAUCUUGUAAGAAAGAUGCCUCAUCACUGAAAGAAGAUGCUGAGAGAGACAGUCCUCUUAAAUGUGCCACAAAAGAUUCCUCAAGUGUCCCAUCUCUAAAUGAAGUUACUGGGACAGACGGUUCUGAUGCAGUUCAGCCCAGUGAAGAAACUGGUAAAGAUGGUCUGAGUCUCACAUCUCUUAACGAAGAUUCUACUCCAAUGAAGGAGGAUGUCGACUCAGAUGGCCUUCAUGAGUCUGCCACAAAAGGCAGCUCAAGUUUCCCACCUCUUAAUGAAGGUACUGGGAAAGAUGAUUCCCCUGCAGUGUCACUCGAUGUCGAAACUGGUAAAGACGGUCCUUCUGUCGCAUCUCUAACUGAAGAUUCUACAUUAAUGAAGGAGGAUGCCGAGACUGAUGGCACUCUUGAAUCUGCUGCAAAAGACAGUUCAAGUGUCCCAUCUCUGAAUGAAGGUACAGAGACAAACGAUUCUACCGCAGUGUCACUCAGCGAAGGGACCGGUAGAGACAGCCCUAGUGCUAAGGAAGACAGUGGGAGGGAUAGUCCCAGUGUUGCAUCCACAAAGGGAGAUACAGGUAGAGACAGCCCCAGUGUCGCAUCAGGACGGAGCACUCCAAGCACGAAAACCAGAAGGCGACCAAUGUCGAGGGACAGCGUAAUUACUGAGGCAUAUGAGCAGAAGUUUAUUCUUGGCGUAUUUCCUGCGGAGAAUCUGUUUGAGUAUCAGUGGCCGCCAGAGAAGGGUUCCGAGUGGUACUUUGUUCAGGAACAAGUCUGCGAAUUCCUCCAAGUCAAAUCAUUCAAGCGCAAAUACCCUGAUCUUGAAAGAAGAGUCAUGGACAGCAAGGAGAAAGAAUUCCUUCGGGAGCGAGGUGUGGUUUCGGAGGAGCAAGUCACGUUAGGAUUGACGGCUCUACGCGCUGAUGAGGUUUACGACCUCAUGCUGAGGGACGCCCCAGAUAAGUCUGCCGAGUACGCCAGGGUACUACACGAGAAAGAGAAGCAGAAUAUCAGCAAUAAACACAAACAAUAUGAACCGCCAGUUGUAGACUCGAAUAAAGUGCAGGAGUACAUCAAGAAGGCAGUGCGGCAGGCGGCUGAUUACAACACAGCUCUAAUGGCUGAACGCAGAGAGGAACGACUCUACUACUUUGACAUGCAGACGUUGACUGUUCAGAUGCCAGCAAGCAAAAUGAAGAAGCGGAGCAAAGAGUCGACAAAGCUAGGGCCAUACCCGGUAGCUGUCAUUCCUGGGCAAUAUCAGAACUACUACAACAGCUAUACGUCUGAUGAACUGAAAUACUUUCCGUUGUCGACGGCGUUGUACGGGCCGAUGGCCCCACACCGGCAGACUGAUCUGGCGCCCCCACAGACUGAUGCUGACAUCCUCUCCGAUAACGAUAGUGAAACUGUCCUGUCGACUGAUGCUUUAGAGUACUCCAGUGAGAGCGAAGACGGUCUGGUUACCCCCAUCCCAGCCCCCAUCCCAGCACCCAUCCCUAUGGAGGUGAAUCAAAGCACCAUUGAGCUCCAGACUGAAGUCACGGCAGCAGCUGAUAUCAGUUUAGCAUCGGAGCCACCCGUCUACAAGCCACUGACUGUACAAGAAUUGGAGUCUUGUGUGGAGAGUGGCAUAGCACAACCUAAAGACAUUCCAGAUGCCAUCUGUGGUUUAUGUCUGAAGGACAGCUCUGAGAAUAAGAUGGGAAUGUAUGAAAAGAUGAUUCACUGCUCUCAGUGCGACAACAGCGGUCAUCCAUCUUGUCUAGAUAUGAAUGAACCCAUGGUAGAGGUCAUAGAGACGUACCCGUGGCAAUGUAUGGAAUGUAAGACUUGCUUUCACUGUGGAGAUCCUACACAUGAGGACAAGAUGAUGUUUUGUGACAUGUGUGAUCGAGGCUACCAUACUUUCUGUGUUGGACUACAGGACAUCCCAACCGGGCUAUGGGCAUGUGAAAGUUGUCAAACAACGGACGACACCCCUGCUGCACUGGAGCCCCAUGUCCCCAGUCCCCCGCCCAGUAUACCAACCCCUUCACCGGAGGAGUCCGCCCCAGAGGACAGAUCAUCAACCCCGGUCACUGAGGCAACACCCACUAGCAAGAAAAGGGGCAGGAAAUCUGGUACGCCGGGGGCAGGGAAUAGACAGACUACGCCUGGGGGUAAGAGGAAGAGGACGUCAACCCCGACUCCAAAGAGAGUCAAAACGAAGUGAUUUUUAUAGGAGAGACUUGUAUGAAUUUUGACGUCACAUGGAUGUUUUUGCAGCGAUUGUUUCGCAGGAGUUGAACACAGCUCAAUUGUUGUGUUGUGAUUUAUUUGUUGCGAAUUUGUGACAUCAAAGUUUGUAUCGCAUUCGCAUUUGGAGGAAGUAUGAUUUGGGCUUUUAAGAAGAGGGUCUACCACUGUGGGAUGCGAAGCUGACACUGGGACCCAAUGUCAAGUUAACUUGCCAUUCGGAAAAGUAUUCAUUAAACAUUUAUAAGGGAAAACUGACUGGCGCAAAGAAUGUUUUCUUUUGGGACAAUGAGUUGUUAGUUUUGCUCACCUGCACAGGACUGUAUAUUUGGUGCUUUUGGAGUCCUGUGGAAUGACGGGUAUUUCAGACAUGAAUCAACCUGAAGAUGUGCGUUUUGGACAUAUUUGAUACUCAAUGUCAAUUGACCCCUUGCACGCACGUCACACACGGCGACUGUGUCACGCUCACCAUUUUGGUGGUCAAUAGGUUUACGUGUAAAUGCCGCGUCGCCUAAAAUGCGCACUUCACUGAAUAAUGAACAGUCCGCAUUGCCCAUCAGUAUGGCGGUUCCAAGAUUUUCUGAUGAUGACGUCAGGUGAAUAGGGUCAAUACUGGGGUUUUUCUACCAAAACUCAUCAUUUGGUUGAAUUAUCGAACUAUCGAAUAGAUGUGAAUAACAGCUCUCAAAUAAAACUCAAUUAGGGUCUCUCCUGUUUGUAAGUGUGACGUAAUUCCACUGUAACCCACACACCAACUUAAACCUAAACUGGCUCCAUUGUGUUACCAGAAGCCCGAAGAAGUUUCCUUUAGCCACCUUUCAGAACAGUUUAAUAAUUGGACUUGGCUUUUACAUUCGUUCUUCAAAGAUUACAGUCUUUUCAGAAAUAAAUAUUUCUGUUAUAAAACAGGUGGUUUUUAAUAGAAUUACACACAAACUUUGGAGCCUGAAGUGGCAAAAUAGUUUGAACAUGUAGAAGAUAGGUAGGCGUGUGACGCAAUGACAUACCAAAAAGUAAUUGAGGUAGGAAGUUCCAACUUAAAACCUCACGUAGAUAAAAGAGACGGUAAAAUAUAAUCGCGAUAUUCAUCUGAAAUCCUGUUACAUUUGAGAAACAUUGACUGUAACAAACCUGCAAUGGGUCACUGUCACAUUAUUCAUUUUCUUCAAGGGAAAAGACAUGAACUCACUGUAUACAUAUUUAGGUGUUCAAAAGUAACAUUAUUUUUAAUUUGAGGAAAGCUUGCUAGUUUCUGGCAGAGGGCUCACUCUACCACAUUCAUAGACCUUAUCGCAAAAAGUUGGUGCACUCGCGUCAGUCGUGGAAUGAGGUGCAUGCUAGUCUAUUCAGCGAUCAAGUUUGAUUGCUAGCUAGACCAGCAUGCACUCUCAUUCAAAAGUUAGCGCUUUUGCAAUGGUAUUUGCAAAAAGGUCUAUGACACCAGUACAGCUGGUUGUUUGGGCUGUUAAUUGAAAAGUACAGAAUUGGAAUGCAUCCAAAACUAAUUUUGUCGCAUACUCACAGCAAUGUUGUUGAUCUCAGUGAGGGCGCUGUUUGAACUUGUGACAUCAUAUGCAAGGUUUAUUGUUUAUGAGCUGCCAUGUUGCUUUUAUUACUGCUGGAGGCCUUGAGUGUACAUUUUUCAUCAGUGUUUGGUUAUAUUUCUUUGUAAGUUUUCAUAGGAUACAUGUUUAGAAUAUAGAUGAGCAGUCAACUCCAAUAAAGACUGAAUCAAAUUUGUAGCUGACUAACUGUGUGGUUUUGUUUUCAAUCUAACCUUUCCCCUUGCAAAAAGAAGCGAUUGUAUCUCUUUAUAAAUAGCCGAUUUGUGUGUGUGUGUGUUUAUGUUAUUGCAUCUCCUCCCUGGAUACCGCAUCAAACCUCGCCAAAUUUACACGGAAGAAAGGAGCUGACUUCGUCUUGACACUCAUCUAUUUUUGAACAAAAUCCGUUGAAAAUUGACAGAUUUAUGAGCAAAAAAACACCAAAAUUGGUGGGGUUUUGCACGCCGUUUUAACUGUUGCUAUGGGCAGUGCGCGCGUACAAUGCAAGCGCGCGUACAGUACAGUGGCUGCGCGCGCCCAUAGCCUCAUUUUGGGUAAGAAUGAUGACGUCAUGCAUAAAUAUUAAGAGAGGCGUAUAUGGGACGGG